UGGGUGCUCAGUGUGUCAGCAGGCGACGUGGUGUUAGUGUGUGACCUACCGUGCCCUCGAGUGGACUUCAUUCACUGCUCUUGCCUCUGCGUGCCCCCCCCCCCCCCUCACUGGCCUGCUCGAAGGGGGUGCUGGAUACACUGGAUACUUUACCUCCUCACGACCGUUUUCAUCUACACAUAUAUACAUAUAUAUUUUUUAAACCUCCCGUUUUGCUCGUUGCAUUCGGGGUCGAGUGUGCUUCGAGGAUCUUGUGAUUAUUUUUAAAAAAAAGAGAGAGAGAGAGAAGAGAAAGAGAAAAGAAUUAUAAUAAACCCCAUCUCAUCUAGCGAAUUUAGCCAUUCGAAGAGAUCGAGAUAACACGCAAAUACGCCGCCAAUUCUCUCCUCAAAUCUUUUUUUUUUUUUUUUUUUUUUUUUUUAAGUGUUGUGCCGGAUUUUUCACAAUUCGUCAAUGAUGUCUCAAGAUGAAUUCUUGGCACAGACCUUACCCUAGUGUUCCGGAGCAAGAUAUCCGACACUACCAACAUCAUCACUACGACCAGCCUCAGCAUCCCCAGCAACAUUCCUAUCAAUACCACCAAAACCUGCAACACAUUCACCACUAUCAACAGCAGCAACAACAACAACAACAACAGCAACAGCAGCAGCAACAACAGCAGCUGAAUUCUCUGGAGGGCGUGCACAGCGGCGUACCCACCCGUACCACGCCCACCUUGACGCCCACCACCCUCAGGAACAUCGAACAGACCUUUUUAGAGCUGUCGAGUGUCCCUCAGCCCGAAACACACACAAACCAGGCGGGCUUUGUUCCUCCGCUCGUCCAGCCCACAGCCAGCAGCACCUACAUAUCCGUGGACAGCAAGUGUUGGGGCGGCGGAACUCUGACGCAGGUGCCGGCGCCGACCUCGUCCUCGUCUUCGUCAGCGUCCUCCGUGUCCUCAGCUACGGGCGUUGUGCAGGUACGCCCACAAUCGAGUCUCAUUUCGGCGAAUCCGGGACAGGCGCUGAACAUGCCCGCCCAAAUCCAGCAAGCUCCCGUCAGGAGGACCGGGGGGCGGAGGCCAGUGAAGGACGAGAAGGUAAAUUUCGGACUGUCCCUGGAGGAGGAGGAGCGCCGCUCGCUCCGCCGAGAGCGCAACAAGCUGGCGGCCGCCCGGUGUCGGAAGCGGCGGCUGGACCAGACCAACACCCUGCAGGACGAGACGGACGAGCUCGAGGAGAAGAAGAACGGCCUGCAGCAGGAGAUCCAGCUCCUGCAGCAGCAGCGUGACGAGCUCGAGUUCCUCCUGGCCACCCACAAGGCCGUGUGCCGCCGCCGCCAGCAGAUGGCGUCCACGACGGCCAACAGCCUCACCAGCGGCACCAACACCACGACCGCCGCCGCCAUCGCCGUCAGCGCCUCCGCCGCUCACUCGGCUCGCCUGCUCAAGAAGGAGAUGCUGCUGGAGGAGGAGCCCGCGGUGAAGGAGGAGCCGAUGGAGCACGAGGAGGACCUCCGGCGCCCCAAGGGCGAGGGCAGCCUCAACCGGCCCAGCCGACCCACCAGCCUCAACGUGGCGCCCGUGGCCCUCCGCCCCCCCAGCGUGGCCGACCUGGGCGUGCCCAUCGAGACGCCCUCGGCGGGACUGCGCGGACUGAACUUCGAGUCGAUGAUGGAGGGCGGCACCGGCCUCACGCCCGUCACCAGCGGCACGGGCCUCACGCCCCUGCACACGGGGCUGACGCCGCUGAGCACGCCCGUGGUGUCGGCGCCCGCCGUGUCGAGCGCGUCCAACAACUGCGGCUCGCAGCAGCGCUCGUCGUCCUCGGACCUGUCGUCGCCCGACUCCGUCCCGCCCAAGCUGGUGUCCCUCUGAGGCCCGCGGACCACCGGCCCCCGCCCACGCCCCCGCCCACACCGCUACACCCUGAGAUCCCUGACGUCUGGGCUGCGCCCAUCGACGAAUGCGAGUCCCUGACAUGCAUCCGUCCCUCGUGUCCCCGCGAGACGCCCUCCC
Molecule: messenger RNA, 1999 nt
Organism: Penaeus chinensis
Lineage: Eukaryota; Metazoa; Arthropoda; Malacostraca; Decapoda; Penaeidae
Product: transcription factor kayak-like
Exons: 4
Coding region: 467-1858 (463 amino acids)
Biological process (GO): regulation of transcription by RNA polymerase II
Cellular component (GO): nucleus
Molecular function (GO): DNA-binding transcription factor activity, RNA polymerase II-specific; RNA polymerase II cis-regulatory region sequence-specific DNA binding
Source: RefSeq, a predicted model, not a curated record